AUGGCAGCCCCAAAUUCUUCGGUGGUAUUGCCUGCUUUUGCCAAGCUUCAUGGUGAAAAUUCCGUGUACUUUAUGCGAAAAUAUUCAAUCACCUUGGGACGCAAUACUGAAACAUCCAAAGUAGAUUUGGAUCUUUCUGAACUUGGUGGGGGCAGAGGCCCACGUGUCUCCCGUCAUCAUGCACGCAUAUUCUAUGAUUUUGAAAAACGCCAUUUUGCCCUUGAAGUUCUUGGCAAAAAUGGAUGCAGCAUUCAGGGUGUCUCUUAUCUCCCAGGUAGCGAUCCAGUUAAACUGAAUUCCCAGGACCUCAUCGAGAUUGCUGGCAAACAAUUCUACUUUCUCCUAGCAACUCGCUCUUUCUCUACCACUCCUGCUCCGGGUGCUCAUGCUUUGCUACCCCAAACACCAACCUUGAUUCUCCCUGGUCACCCUGGAACACAUGACAAUGAUACAGAGGAUCAACAGCUCCUAGAAGAAGAGAGAAAUGCUGUGUCAGCUCUUGUAGUCCUGAUGUCUGACAUAUGUAGUCCUGGAGAAUGGGUGAAUAUGGAGAACCUACAUUUAGAGAUUCUUGAACGCUUUGGUGAGAAUGCUUUGGUCAGGAGGUAUUUGACACGAGAGGACGCCUCAGUCUCAUCAACUGAAACAGAAGGCAGGCCAUGGCGCAGCCUGUUGCCACUACUCAGGAAGCACCCAGAGUAUUUCGUCAUGAGCACAGUGACCAGAGGGGAAGUAACAUCAGAGUAUGCUGCGUUGGUAUCCCUGGUAUCCAUGGGGAAUGAACCAUGAAGAAAAACUGGUAUGAGAGUGCGAGAAAAAAAGUUAGAACCAUUCUCUGCAUGCUGAUGCUGCUCAGGUUACCAUCAGCCUUUGUUCUAAAGAAACUGGGGCAUCGUUUAUUGCACCUGAGGCUCAUUGUAUGUUUGUAACAUCGGACAGUAUCCAUGAAAUUAUCUAAAAUUUGGUUCAAAUAGUCA
Molecule: messenger RNA, 977 nt
Organism: Setaria italica (foxtail millet)
Lineage: Eukaryota; Viridiplantae; Streptophyta; Magnoliopsida; Poales; Poaceae
Product: FHA domain-containing protein FHA2
Exons: 3
Coding region: 1-789 (262 amino acids)
Biological process (GO): regulation of ribosomal protein gene transcription by RNA polymerase II
Cellular component (GO): nucleus
Molecular function (GO): protein binding; sequence-specific DNA binding
Source: RefSeq, a predicted model, not a curated record